Molecule: messenger RNA, 1662 nt
Organism: Galeopterus variegatus (Sunda flying lemur)
Lineage: Eukaryota; Metazoa; Chordata; Mammalia; Dermoptera; Cynocephalidae
Gene: CD46
Product: CD46 molecule, complement regulatory protein
Exons: 13
Coding region: 116-1345 (409 amino acids)
Biological process (GO): negative regulation of complement activation, classical pathway
Cellular component (GO): cell surface
Source: RefSeq, a predicted model, not a curated record
CUGCCCGCGGACCCUAACACUUCAUGAGUUUGGGGAUUGUUGCGUGUGAUAACCAGACUCAGCAGACAUUUCCCUGCUCCGCCAGCUGUCAGUUUUUCCGCUCAUCACCGGGAAAAUGACGGCGUCUUCCGCGUCGCGCAAGGCACCUGCCCGCUGCCAGGAACCUGCCCGCUGCCAGGAACGUCCCCUUCCUUCCCGGUGCCUCUUUGGAAUUAUUCUGGUGGCCCUGGUGUUCCUUCUGUUUACAUAUUCCGUUGAUGGAGGAACAUUCAGAUAUCAAGAUGCCUGUGAUCCACCACCAACAUUUGAAGCCAUGCAACUCAUUGGCAAACCUAAACCCUAUUAUGAGGUUGGGGAAGAAGUAAAGUAUCAGUGUAAACCAGCAUAUUUUUAUAUUCCUCCUAUAGCCAUGUAUACUGUUUGUGAACUGAAUCAUACAUGGCUACCUGUCACGGAUGACGGUUGUUUUAGAUUAACAUGUAGCGUUAUAAAAGAUCCUGCAAAUGGUAGAGCAGUCCCUGCAAAUGGAACUUGGGAGUGGGGUUAUCAGCUUCACUUUUCUUGUAAUGAGGGUUAUUAUUUAAUUGGUAAACAAAUUCUAUACUGUGAGCUUAAAGGAUUACGUCCACAAUGGAGUGAUAAACCCCCUCGAUGUGAAAAGAUUCUCUGUUCACCACCUGCAAAAAUAAAAAAUGGAAAAUAUACCUUUAGUGACAUAGAGAUAUUUGAAUAUCUUGAAGCAGUAACUUACAGUUGUGAUCCUGCACCUGGACCAGAUGAAUAUUCACUUGUUGGAGAGAGCCUGCUUUAUUGUGCUGGCAGUGGGGUAUGGAGUAGUGCCCCUCCUGAAUGUAAAGUGGUCAAGUGUCCAUUUCCAGUACUCAAAAAUGGAAGACAGAUUUCAGGAUUUGGAAAAAAAUUUUCCUACAAAGCAAUGGUUAUGUUUGAAUGCAUCGAGGGUUUCUACCUUAAUGGCAGUGACACAGUUGUCUGUGAAGGUAACAGCACUUGGCAGCCUCCGAUUCCAGAGUGUCUUAAAGUGUUGACUCCUUCCAGUACGAAACUUUCAACUUCCAGUGUUUCAGGUCCUAAGCCUACUCAUCCUACCAAGCCUCCAGUUUCAAAUUAUCCAGGAUAUCCCAAUCCCCGUGAAGGAUUUGACUUUGAUGAGUUCGAGGCAUUGAUCAUCGCUCUGAUGAUUCUUAUUAUAAUUGUUGCGGUUGCAAUAACUGGUGUCUGCCUGUACAAAUAUCUUCAAAAGAGGAAGAAAAGGAAACCUGAGGGUAAAGUUGAAUACACUGCUUACCAUCACAAAGCAACCACUGCAGAAGCGCCGCCGAAAUGAAUGAUUUCUACAAAAAAUGUUUUCCAAUUUAUCUUUUUAAUCUAUUAAACUCUUCAGAUCUACAAGUUAUUCUUUAGUUUGACUCUCAAGAAUGCAACCGUCAAGUCAUAUUGUUAACAUUUUAAUGUGGCUUGAAUGUAGUCACUAUCCUUUGAUGCUUCUUUGAAAUGUGUAUGAAUUUGGGUAUGAACAUAUUGCCCGUUUUUCCCUUAAAAUAACACUUAUAUUUAUAGGGCAAGUCAAAAUAGUAUCCAUGGUGGGGAAAUGAUUUAUAAAAUCUGCAAAUGUAGAGAAAUACAGUUCAAAAUGAGAUUACA